AGCACAGUCGCUGAGAAACUCGCGUCGCACCGCCACCUCGUACAUCCAGUCUGCGCCCGGCCGUGUAUCAUGCGGGACUCCGCCACCAAGAUGGCAGAGCUAAAGUUUGAGGCUCCUCUGGCACAGUUCGAGGAGACUGACGAGUGGGGUGUCACAGAGUUCCAUCACAGCAAACCGGCCGAGGACAAUGCCGUGGAGGAGGACGCCAACUCCAACAUCGCCCCUGAGGAGCUCAUCACCGACGCGGUGACCGCCGAGCUCUGCGACAACGCGAACAAGUGCGUGCACCUUUGUCAGAACGACGCGGCAUCCGUGUCCUCCGUCGCGGACAACUUCACAGAGACAUUCUCCGGGUCCCUGGAGGAUCUCGUCAACACGUUCGAUGACAAGAUCACCAAGUGCUUCUGUAACUACGACGAGAGCGUGGAGAAGUUGGCGCCUGUGCAGGUCCGCACUCAGGAGGAGAUCAUGAACGAAUGCCAGAUGUGGUGGACGAUCACGGGUAAUUUUGGCAACAUUCUUCCCAUCGACUGGUCAAAAUCAUAUGCCAGGAAAAUGCACAUGCCUACAUUGAAUCUCAAUGAAAACAAGGACAAGAGUCUGCUGGACGAGGGGGAGCUGAGCUCAGAGGACGAAGCUGUGGCCAGUGACUUGGACAUGCACUCCCUGAUACUGAGUGGCCUCAACCCUGACACAGAACCAGUCAAGACAGCGGAGGAAGUCAUCAAGGAGAUUGAUGACAUCAUGGAGGAGACAACAUCCACAGAAUGCACACCGGACUCAGAAACUGUUGAGGAUGCUUUGCAGAGGAAGGCCAAGGAAGUUCUGUAUUCUCCACUAUAUGAAGACAAACUGAAAACACUGAGUGUGUGCCAACUGAACGAUUUAUACCUGGAAUUGGAACUACUGAUCAGGGACUACUCGGAGACGUUGAUCUCGGAACUGGCUCUUCGUGACGAACUUGAGUACGAGAAGGAAUUAAAGAACUCUUUCAUCUCUCUGUUGCUGGCGGUACAGAACCGCAGGCGACAACAUCACGUGGAGAAGAAGCGGGGCAGGAUUGGCUCAAAUAAACCAGCAGGAGUUGAAUCUAAGUAUCUCACAACUGUAAUACCUUAUCACCUAGACAGUGGUCCUCUCAAUAAUCAAGCUCUUCAGGUGCUUAUCAAAAUCCUGAAAGCCAUCAAUGAAGACAGCCCUACAGUUCCAACUCUUCUCACAGACUACAUACUAAAGGUGUUAUGUCCGACGUAGACUUAUAACACAGCUUUGUAGGCUCUCGCUUUACCAACACUACUAGUCGGCAGCAACAUUCGCCUCUAGACGUUUGGGCACCUACGCUUGUCACUUGGAAGAAGACAUGUUUUAUCAUUUUAACGUGCAUCUCUUUUACAUAAGUUCAUGUUUUGGUUAUUGUUGGACAAUCUGAGGGACCACACAGUCAAUAUUCUUCAGUAGAAGAAAUAAUGUUAAACAAAAAUUCUAUUAGUGGUUCUCUAUUAAUUGUAUGAACCAUACAAUAAGUAUAAAUUUUAACGAAUAUUCUUGUACUCAGUAUCUUGUAUGAGCACAGUGAAUAAGAUAAUAAUCUAAACAGUUUUAGUUUCCAGACUCACUUGCAUCUAAAAAGGAAAUCA
Homalodisca vitripennis (glassy-winged sharpshooter) is the source of this 1637-nucleotide messenger RNA. RefSeq names its product fasciculation and elongation protein zeta-2 (gene Unc-76). Lineage: Eukaryota; Metazoa; Arthropoda; Insecta; Hemiptera; Cicadellidae. Gene Ontology annotation, cellular component: axon; cytoplasm. The record is from RefSeq and is a predicted model, not a curated record. Bases 70 to 1254 code for a protein of 394 amino acids. The transcript is spliced from 8 exons.